UUCUACAGCCAUGGCUGGACUGGGUGCUGCUUUCCGCCGCUUAGGCGCUGUGUCCGGAGCCAGUGCCUUGGGAUUGGCCACUUACGGGGCGCAUGGUGCGAACUUCCAGGACCCGUAUCAUAAGGAGCUCUUUGAGAAAACCAACAAACACCACUUCAUCCACAGUCUGGCUCUGCUCUGCGUCCCCCUCUGUAGCAAGCCGAUUUGGGCAGGGACUCUGCUUACCUCUGGGAUCUCCUUCUUCUGUGGCAGCUUUUACUACCAGACCCUGACAGGAGACACCAUGGCAACAUCGGUUGCCCCUGUGGGGGGCUCCCUGCUUAUUCUUGGCUGGCUUGCCCUAGCUCUUUGAUCUUCUUCCCCUAUGUUGUCCCACUGGACCAGUCUUCAGAUUAACCUCUUUAGGCAUGAAGCAGCAAGCCUGUUUUUGUAAGACUACUCCAGUUAUUCCUGGGAGAAGCCACCCACAUCAGAUGGUAUGCUGGGGAACUUGAUUUCCCAAUCUUUGCUGGUGUUUUGUCUGAAGAUUGGGAGUGAGAAGGAAAUUAAAAAUGAAAUGCAGAAAA
Molecule: messenger RNA, 566 nt
Organism: Trichosurus vulpecula (common brushtail)
Lineage: Eukaryota; Metazoa; Chordata; Mammalia; Diprotodontia; Phalangeridae
Gene: TMEM256
Product: transmembrane protein 256
Exons: 4
Coding region: 11-352 (113 amino acids)
Source: RefSeq, a predicted model, not a curated record